Pseudoliparis swirei is the source of this 1332-nucleotide messenger RNA. RefSeq names its product ubiquitin-conjugating enzyme E2 D2-like. The record is from RefSeq and is a predicted model, not a curated record. Bases 385 to 831 code for a protein of 148 amino acids. Gene Ontology annotation, cellular component: nucleus. NCBI's taxonomy places the organism in Eukaryota, Metazoa, Chordata, Actinopteri, Perciformes, Liparidae. The transcript is spliced from 8 exons. Gene Ontology annotation, biological process: ubiquitin-dependent protein catabolic process; protein polyubiquitination. Gene Ontology annotation, molecular function: ubiquitin conjugating enzyme activity.
CCGCUAGUUGGCAAGCGGCAGCGAGCGAACGCAGAGAAGCUUUUUGUUGUCCGGGGUUACUUCACCUGGCACGCGCACUCAUUCAGCCUUAACUAAGGGGGAACGAAUACGGAUAACCUAAUUUGAAGCGUAGAAACUACCGGAGAAAGCGACGGUUACCGAAGGAAAAGCGCCAACGUCUGUUAUUCGACCGACUAUCUUGUAUCGCCAACUCCGCGCAUACGUAGUUUUACCCGCGCUAGCUUCGAGAAGAAAGGCCGUCGUGUUGACCCGGCAUCCAUUAAUUAACGGACAGCGGAAUCACCCUGGCACAUCCCGGUUGCCCCUCUCUGCGUGGAUCGGACAACCUUCGGAAUCAAAGAGGAACGAGCGUCGAGCGAGAGGAUGGCUUUGAAACGGAUCCACAAGGAGCUUAACGACCUGGCUCGUGACCCCCCGGCACAAUGCUCGGCCGGCCCGGUGGGCGAUGACAUGUUUCACUGGCAAGCCACAAUCAUGGGACCUAGUGACAGUCCAUAUCAGGGAGGAGUUUUCUUCUUGACGAUUCAUUUUCCAACAGACUACCCCUUCAAACCGCCCAAGGUUGCGUUUACAACGAGAAUUUACCACCCAAAUAUUAACAGUAACGGCAGUAUCUGUCUGGAUAUCCUCAGAUCACAGUGGUCUCCUGCGCUCACGAUUUCUAAAGUUCUUCUCUCCAUUUGCUCACUCCUUUGUGACCCGAACCCCGAUGACCCACUAGUGCCAGAGAUUGCACAAAUCUACAAAACAGAUAGUACGAGGUACAAUAAACUAGCUCAGGAGUGGACAACGAAGUAUGCCUUGCUCUAAGGAUACACCAAAAUGGCAAAAGACUGGACACACAAAUAUGCAAUGUGAUUGCAUCAUUUGGAAAGCUGGCGGAAAAUGUUGUUGCUGGUUCAAACAAAACAUGCAGGAGGUUUUACUUUUUCACUUUUUUCUUUUCAUUUUUUUUGGGGGGGGAGUAAUCAAAGUAUUUUUCCCACCUGUGCGCUUAUAAGAAGAUAGUGUUUUCUCUCUAGGACACGUGCCAGUUUUCUGUGAGGUUUGGAGAAAAGAAUCGGAAUAAAUCCUAAUAACUCUGUUCUCGCUCGGCUCGAGCUGACGACAUUUACUCUGCACACACUUAGAAUCCGAUGCGACUCGUCUCCCGAACACCAGCCGCGCCGUGAGGAUCCAACACGGCCGGAUUUCUCAAAGCACUUACAGAGAAGCUCGUCUUUUGCCAUGCAUGUAAACUCUGCAUUUUAAAGUUUAAAUUUGGUGACAUUCUGCUGCGUUUGUGAUUUAAUAAAAAAUAUCUGAAUCUAU